Molecule: messenger RNA, 633 nt
Organism: Menidia menidia (Atlantic silverside)
Lineage: Eukaryota; Metazoa; Chordata; Actinopteri; Atheriniformes; Atherinopsidae
Source: the annotation of a GenBank genome assembly
AUGCAGCCGGUGCCCUUCCCCCCGGACGCCCUGCUGGGCCCGGGCAUCCCCCGCCACGCCCGCCAGAUCCACAUGCUCAACCACGGCGAGGUGGGUGUGGAUCUGGCGGGCGUGGCGGGGGAUGCCCGGCCCCAGCAGGGCGUCCGGGGGGAAGGGCACCGGCUGCAUCUGACCGUCCGCGCUCACGUGGAAAGAGUAGGCCCUGGGGGGAGGGGAGCGGCCAUAGCCUGCAGCAGCGGCAGCAGCUGCCGCCGCGCCGUUCAUCUGGGGGGAGACCAGGUGGAGGCCGGCGCCGUAGCCCCCCGACCCGGGCAGGUCCCCGUUCACCCCCGGCGGGGGCAGGCCGAAAGCCCCCGGGGGGUACGCCCCCUGCACCGCCAGGGGGUUCCUCAGACCCAGAGCUGGAGUCUGGAACUUACCGAUGGGGUCCACCCCGGGCUUUCCUGGGACCGGUCUGAACUGCGGCGGCCCACUCGGUCCCGGAGUGUUGGAGUCCUGAGACAUGGGGGUACCUGGCUUCAUACCCGGAGUGCUGGACUUCUCCCUCUGGAGCGGGGAAAAGGAAACAGGAAAAAUGAAAGUCAUAUCAGAACAGAAAAGAACGCACAAGAGAUUGAGCGAAAGACAUUUUAA